GUCUAAUUACACGGUGGGUUUUUUACAGCCCCUUCCUAGGCUGGGGAUUUCCUGCCGUUAAACCACCCCCCCCAGGACUUUUGUGCUCAAAGCCUGGGACCCAAACCUAUCAUUUGCGGAGGAUAAACAUCCUGGUUUGGAGCUCACGAAGGUGAGGCUCUGCACCGUUGAGAAGAGUCUCUGGGUCCCGGAAGGGGGCACUUGCUUGGAGCUGCUGGGCCCAGGACCAGAGGAGGCUGCUUCACCUGGCUCCAAGCACAGAAGUGCCCCAUGGCUGCCCUGCUGCCCCUUGCCCUGCUGCUCCCCAGCUGCGCCUGGGCCCUGGCCGCCCCGUUCCCCUUCCCCGCGGGCUCCCGGCGCAGCAGCUGCAAGCCGAUCCCCCGCAGCAUGGCACUGUGCCACGGCGUGGGCUACACCGAGAUGCGGCUCCCCAACCUGCUGGGCCACGACAGCAUGAAGGAAGCCCUGCAGCAGGCGUCCUCGUGGGCACCGCUGCUCUCCAAGAACUGUCACGGGGACGCCAAGAAGUUCCUGUGCUCCCUCUUUGCUCCCGUCUGCCUCAGCGAGCUCGGGGAGCCCGUCUCGCCCUGCCGGGCUCUCUGCGAGGAGGUGCGGGACGGCUGCGCCCCAGUCAUGGCCGCCUUCGGCUUCCCUUGGCCCGACAUGUUCAACUGCAGCCGGUUCCCGCAGGGCGACGAGCUGUGCGUGCCGCCCGCCAGCCCCGGGGACAGACCCUCGCUGCUGAAGGAAGAUGCUGUCUGCACAGCCUGUGUCAGCUUCGGGCAAAAUGAGAAGGAGUUUCUGGAAAACUUCUGCAGUCAAGACUUUGCCUUGCGAAUGAGCAUCAAAGCCCUGUCCUAUGUGGACGGGGACCUCAAAGUCAUCCCCGAGCUGAAGAGCCGGACCCUCUACAAGCAGAAGGGCUGGUCGGAAGAGGAGCUGAGGCAGCCCAUGCUGUGGCUGACAGACGGGGAGGCCUGCACCUGCGAGGAGCUCCGCGGCCCAGGCGGCGUGCUGCUGGCCAUGGGGCACAGGGUGGCCGACCGCCUGGUCCUGUCCUGGGUGCGGCGGUGGCAGCGGGGGGACAAGGAGCUGAAGAGGUUGAGCCGGGCAGUGAGGAAGCUGCAGUGCUAGAGAGCAGAACGGGUUAGACGUAGCCAGGCCGUACCUGCAGAAACAGGCCCCCAGCCCCCGGCUAGCCUGACAGCCACAUGGGUCCGGGAUCUCGGCCUGCUGCCCUGCCACCGGUUCCUCAUUCCUGCUUCCUGCCCGCUGACUCCUUGCUCCUGCCCCCAUGCUCCUGGCUCCAGUCUGGACCCACUGCUUCCCCCUCCUGGCCGUGCCUGCUCCUGAUGCCGUGGCUUGCAGCUUGAGUGUUAAGCCUGAUCGCCCACAUCUCAGCUGUCCCCGGACAGCUGCAUUCAUGCACCCCAAAAGAGACACCUGCCCAGGAGACGAGGAGGGGAUGGGUGUUGUGGGGGCUCUGGGAUGCAUGGUUGCGUCGCUUUGUCCCCCUCUGGAAAUGGCCUGUCUCCCUGCUCCCUCCAGCCCCGGCGAGGAAAUCUGAGGCUGGUUCUGCAUGCAUGCAUCCUGAGACCACGUGUGCAGCAGCGGUCGCACCACGUGCACACAUCUGUGCAUGGAGUAGCACAUUAGUGUCCCUGAGGAUGUGGGGGGUGCUGGGGACAGGGAGUUUGGGGAGGAGUCUGGCCUGUUGCCUGGGCUGGCAUUACGGUCCAACUCUGGAGCCCAUCCUGCUGAUAGCUUGGCUCCGUGGAGAGACCUGCAGGCAUCGCUGAACCGGAGAACUUGCUUCAAUAAAAAUCUCCUGCUCGUUGUUCUGCCUCCCUGUCACUUCUUGGCACACACACGGCCAGGAACACGCUCAAAGGGAAAGACUAAUAAAAAGUCUAAUAAAAGAUAUCAGGUUUACCCAAAGAGCCUUGUCUGCCUAUGUCCUUACACCAACAUGGCUACAGCCAACACCCCUAAGGGAAAGGACUCUUAGGAGGCAUCGGUCCCUUUCUCUCCUGGUGUGAGACAACCAGCCAUGCAAACAUCCCCGUGAAUCAUUUCCUGGCUCUGCAUCCCAAGGGACCUUCCUGCAAGGAGACGCUUUCCAGAGAAACAGAGCUCAGUUGGGCCAUUCUCAUCCCCUGGAGACAGCAGGUGAUGGCCAGUGGGUCCCUUGCAGCCCUGCCUCCCUGGUACAAAACCCCUUGCUGUGCCAAUCAGCAACCAGAUAUAGGGAUGGGGUUUGUGUAUAACUAAAUGCACUGCCCCUGCCUCCCCACAGUCCUGGCACGACCGAAGGCAGAGGGAAGACACAGAGAAAAAUCAUAACAUUAAGGCAACUUAAAGAUUCAAUGUUCUGCAUCAAGUCUGGAGGGUACCCAUAGCUCUGCCCUCUUUGUCUUUCGGUACGGCUAAACUGUGCUUCGGUCAGCUACGCUUUUGGCUCCUGGGCAGAGUUUGACAACUCCACCCCGUGGUGCAGCUCUCGUGCACGUCCCAGGCUUUCCAGG
Gavialis gangeticus (Gharial) is the source of this 2525-nucleotide messenger RNA. RefSeq names its product secreted frizzled-related protein 2-like. Lineage: Eukaryota; Metazoa; Chordata; Crocodylia; Gavialidae. The transcript has 4 exons. Gene Ontology annotation, molecular function: Wnt-protein binding. Gene Ontology annotation, biological process: canonical Wnt signaling pathway; negative regulation of canonical Wnt signaling pathway; non-canonical Wnt signaling pathway. Bases 271 to 1134 code for a protein of 287 amino acids. The record is from RefSeq and is a predicted model, not a curated record.